This is a messenger RNA of Acanthocheilonema viteae, 879 nucleotides long. The record is from the annotation of a GenBank genome assembly. Lineage: Eukaryota; Metazoa; Nematoda; Chromadorea; Rhabditida; Onchocercidae.
AUGGGAGGUGAAGGAUCGAAAAUCCGACGCUCCAAAUCGACGGGAAUUAAAAAAUCAGCGAAUCGAACCACACAGCAUAACACACCUUCAAAAACUAAACCAACUGGUUGUACUGAUAAUCUGCUCAAUGUUGAUUUUGGUAUCCGAGCAGGAAAUUCAUCAAAAUCUUCUCAGGAAUUAAAUAUUAAUCGGAGUCGUUCCGGGAGUAUAUGCAGCUCACGAAGUGUGUCGAAACAAAAGCAUCCAAUUCCAAUCCGUGAUCGAAACCUUAUUCAGAGUUGUUUUCAAAAUCCACACGAAAUUAUUGGUCAUAAAAUUUUACAAAGAGCUUAUGAGAAGCGGAAUGGCUUUGCAAAUUUCUAUGCUAAAUUAAGCAGCGAUGAGAAGGAUGAUAUUGAAGAGGGAAUUAAAGUUCUUCUGAAGAAAACUGUUGCAAACAUUAAUUUUAUGGAUGAAGUUCAACGAUUGGCAGAAGAAUUCGGUGGCAAGCAUGUCAAAUUUCGAGUUUUAGGUUUCAAGCCUGAAUUUUUCGGAGCUUAUGCUGAUGCUACCAUAACUGAAUGUAUAUUCCUAGACAAUGCUAUGCAUCCUACGCAUCAAACACUUACCGCAUUUUCUUCAUUCAUCACAGUGGUAUAUUCAUCGGUGAGAGAUGGCUUUUAUGAAGAAAUGCGACGUAUGCGACGUGCAUCAAACAGUUUUAGUACGGGUUCUAAUUCGUCUUAUAUGAAGAAAACUAUAUCAGGCGACCUUGGUACUGACUUACUACAGAGGUCAGCAAGUCCGGGUAAUGAGUCUCGCGUAUCAGAUUUUAGUGCAGUGAUAGUGAUAACUGCAGAUAACGAUAGCUUGCUGAAAGAACCCUCGAAUGAUCCCUAA